AUGACAGCUUGAAUGAAGAAGUUAAAGUCUGAAUAAUUACAGGAAGUAGAAAGAUUGUGGUUUAAAAGCUCAAGUUGACAGAGUCACUCAGGAAACAGAGAGAGACGAUGAAGCAGAGAGGAACCAUGGAGGAAUCUAGAUGGAGGAAAAUGUUGGUAUUUUUCAUCCUGUUGCUGCAGUUUACAGGAGCUCUAAGCAGCGAUAGAGAUCUAUUCCUCCUCAUCCCUGUCAGAGCUGGAGAUGAUGUCACUUUGCCUUGUAGAAAUGUGGAUCCUAGAUUCAGUGAUUGUAGCUCCACCACCUGGAUCUACAGUAAAUCAAGACAAUCAACUGUAGAGUUGGUUAUUCAUGGGGAGGUUGAAGAUUCCAGAUCAGACAGACUGAGUGUUUCUGCAAACUGUUCUCUGGUUCUAAAGAAAGUCACAGCUGAGGAUGUUGGUCUUUACACCUGCAGACAGUUUAUAUCAGAUAAACAGGAGGGUCCAGAUGCUGCUGUUCAUCUUUCUCUUGUUAACUUGACAGAAGAUCAGAACCAGAACAGGGUGACAUUAAGCUGCUCUGUGGUGACUGAUAAGGAGUGUAAACACAGAGUGAGGUGGUUGAUUAGAGGUAGAGAUGUGGAUAAAGAAAACAAAGAAAUAACAGAAUCAUCAUCUUCCUGCUCUGCUGCUGUCACCUUCCAGACGUCUCAUUUCAUUUACCAAACAAGGUUUAAGGAUUUAAAGUGUGAAAUAAAGACAGAAGACAAUAAAGUUCAUAUUUUUACCUUCAGCUCUCAUCCAUCAGACAAACGCAAAACAACGACCACAUCACCAUCAGAAACAUCAGGUACAGGUGAACUAAAAGACAAACAAAGAGCAGAAACACAGGAGAAAACAAACCAAACGGAACUGAAAGAAUCUGGAACUAAAUCAUCCUGA
Cyprinodon tularosa is the source of this 920-nucleotide messenger RNA. RefSeq lists its product as uncharacterized. The coding region runs from base 108 to 920 and encodes 270 amino acids. Gene Ontology annotation, cellular component: membrane raft; external side of plasma membrane. Gene Ontology annotation, molecular function: protein tyrosine kinase binding; MHC class II protein binding. NCBI's taxonomy places the organism in Eukaryota, Metazoa, Chordata, Actinopteri, Cyprinodontiformes, Cyprinodontidae. The transcript has 4 exons. Gene Ontology annotation, biological process: T cell activation; interleukin-15-mediated signaling pathway; positive regulation of ERK1 and ERK2 cascade. The record is from RefSeq and is a predicted model, not a curated record.